AUGGUGUCCGGCUGCAGGAUUGGCCCGUCCAUCCUCAACAGCGACCUGGCCAGUUUAGGGGCGGAGUGCCUUCGGAUGCUGGACUCUGGGGCCGAUUAUCUGCACCUGGAUGUAAUGGACGGGCAUUUUGUUCCCAACAUCACCUUUGGUCACCCUGUGGUAGAAAGUCUCCGAAAGCAGCUAGGCCAGGACCCUUUCUUUGACAGGCACAUGAUGGUGUCCAGGCCGGAACAGUGGGUAAAACCAAUGGCUGUAGCAGGAGCCGAUCAAUAUACUUUUCAUCUCGAGGCUACUGAGAAUCCGGGGGCUUUGAUCAAAGACAUUCAGGAGAAUGGAAUGAACGUUGGCCUUGCUAUCAAACCAGGAACUACAGUUGAGUAUUUGGCACCAUGGGCUAAUCAGAUAGACAUGGCCUUGGUUAUGACAGUGGAACCUGGAUUUGAAGGGCAGAAAUUCAUGCAAGGUAUGAUGCCAAAGGUUCACUGGUUGAGGACCCAGUUCCCGUCUUUGGACAUUGAGGUUGAUGGUGGAGUAGGUCCUGACACCACCCAUAAAUGUGCAGAGGCAGGAGCUAACAUGAUUGUAUCUGCCAGUGCCAUUACGAGGAGUGAAGACCCCAGAUCCGUGAUCAACCUGUUAAGAAAUGUUUGCUCAGAAGCUGCUCAGAAACGUUCUCUCGAUCGAUGA
Molecule: messenger RNA, 687 nt
Organism: Globicephala melas (long-finned pilot whale)
Lineage: Eukaryota; Metazoa; Chordata; Mammalia; Artiodactyla; Delphinidae
Product: ribulose-phosphate 3-epimerase-like
Biological process (GO): pentose-phosphate shunt; carbohydrate metabolic process; pentose-phosphate shunt, non-oxidative branch
Cellular component (GO): cytosol
Molecular function (GO): D-ribulose-phosphate 3-epimerase activity; metal ion binding
Source: RefSeq, a predicted model, not a curated record